This is a messenger RNA of Symbiodinium sp. CCMP2592, 1017 nucleotides long. The record is from the annotation of a GenBank genome assembly. NCBI's taxonomy places the organism in Eukaryota, Dinophyceae, Suessiales, Symbiodiniaceae.
AUGCGUGCAGCUGUCUACACAGUCGGAGACGAUAUUGGUUGGAAAAUGGCUGACAUACCAGUUCCUCAUCACUCCUCCUUCUCAGUCUUGAUUCAAGUUAAAUCAGUGGCGCUCAAUCCGUCCAACUUCAAGCACCCCAUGAUCACUGCCACGUGGCCUUUCAUCAGACACUUGCGCAAAGACUGGCCCGUAGGAUACGAUGUGUCGGGAGUUGUGCUUUCAGCCGGCACGUCGAGUGCAUGCAACGUGAAGGCGGGGGAUAAGGUGUGGGGCAUCUCGAUCGGCGUAGCAGGGGAGUUUGCUGUGCUGCCCUGCUUUCUAACCGUGCCAAUCCCUGGCAAGCUGAGCUUCGAGGAAGCUGCUGGCCUCGGUGUCGCGGGCCUUACAACCCUGAUGGGCUACGAGCGCAGUGGGCUUGGCCCCAAGCAGAAGGUGCUCGUGGUGGGAGCAUCGGGUGGAUGCGGCCAGUUCGGAGUGAUGCUGGCAGGUGCGAUGGGUGCAAAGGUCACCGGCAUCUGUGGAAGCCAGAAUAUCGACUUCGUCAAGCAGCUGCAUACUAACGUUGAUGCUGUCUUCGACUACAAGCAGCCUUUCAAGAUGGCUGGGCUCUUUUCCAAGGGUCGAUAUUUUGAUGUCGUCUACGACACAGUGACAAGUAGUGCUCCAGAGGAUCCUAACUACGAGCCCAUGCUGGGGCCACUGCGGAAGGAAAACGGAACCUACUUGGCGAUAGGGCCAUGUCCCAAGCCAUCAGACCAGUUUCGCGCAUUCUGGGACGGAUUCACUCGACCGUUUGGACUGCGAUUGCAGAGAGAAGGCUACGAUUGGUAUUUUCUGCUACCGACCAAAACUCUUAUGCUGAAGCUAAAUAGCUUCUUCGAUUCCGGCAAGCUGACCGAAGUGCCGAUUGACUCCAAGUAUGAUGCCUUGGAGUCCAGUGAUGCCAUUGAGCAAGCAAUGGACAGGCAGAAAAGCCGCAGAGCUGUCGGCAAGAUUCUGCUGACCUUCGACAGGUGA